GAUCUAUUGCUAGUCGCCUUAUAGUUUUGUUGAGAUAUUCGAUGAAUAAAUGUGCUCAUCUUCAAUAAUUGAAAUAAAAAAAUGAAUUCUAUAUCAUUAUGCAUCUUCGCAAUCAUUUGCCUUAUUGGUCUCGUCUUAGGACAGAGUGCUGAUGAUUUGAUUGUCAAGCUGAACCAACCACCUAGUUUGAUACGAGGUCAUACUCUGACGAGCGAGAAUGGAAACACAUACUACGCCUUUCAAGAUAUUCCAUAUGGUGAGCCUCCAGUAGGAGAAAAAAGAUUUCAGCCUCCAGAAUUUCAUGCUGGAUGGGAUGGAAUCCUGAAUGCUACUCAGAAUAUCAAGUUAUGCAAUCAGUUCGCCUUUCCAUAUGCACCAGAAAAGAGGGAAGUAAAUCAAGUCGUGGAGACUGAAGACUGCUUGAUCCUAAACGUCUUUACACCAGUGGUUCCUGGAACUAAUAAGAAAUUACCAGUAUACUUAUUUAUCCAUGGUGGUGCAUUCAUCACGGGAAGUGGAAGUAGUUCAGGUCCGAAGUAUUUGAUUGAUGGAGAAAUAGUCGUUGUAACGAUCAAUUACCGACUAGGCCCUUUAGGUUUCCUCUCAACGGAAGACGGCAUUGUACCUGGAAAUAUGGGUUUGAAAGACCAGCAUCUAGCUUUGCAAUGGACGCAGAAGAAUAUUGAAUUAUUUGGAGGCAACCCAAACGAUAUAGUUAUUGGUGGUGAGAGUGCAGGUGCAUUUUCUGUUAGUUAUCAGCUACUCAAUUCGAGAAAUAAAGGUCUUAUUAGUGGGAUUAUCCAACAAAGUGGAACAGCUCUCAGUUCUGCUGGAAUGGAUGCACGACCGAGGGAUACAGCAUUUGCUUUGGGAAAACUCCUCAACAUUUCUGUUGAUGCAGGAGAUACCAGUAGUCUCAUCGAUGCAUUGCGAAAAACUCCAAUAGAUGCACUUGUAGCAGCUGCAGUUCAGGUUUCGAAUUCUGUCUCUUUUGGAUUCAUUGGGCAGCUGGUAUGGUCACCUGUUGUGGAGAAUGUAGGAGAUGACCAAGCUUUCGUCACGACUCCCAUGCAUCAAGAUUUCAUCGAUGGAAAUUUCAAUCAUGUACCUAGUAUGAUCGGAUUCAAUUCUGAGGAAUCAGUUGCUUUUUUGCCAGCAGAAGAAACGGUGGUUCAACUCGCUGCACUCAAUGACGCUGAUCCUAGUUUGCUUGUACAAGAUUCAAUGAAUGUGGAGAAUAAAACUCAAGUAGGAAUUGAGCUCAAAGGCGUGUAUACGUCAAAGCCUUUCUCGGAAGAUCUGGAAGCAUUUGUGAAGUUCACAAGUGACGUAGUUUUCAUUCGAUCUUCCAUUCGUCAGGCAGAGCUCUCAUCCCGACAUGCACCAGUCUAUUUGUAUCAGUUUUCAGCUGGACCCAACAGAUCUCCACAAUUUCCAGGUAUUGCACAUGGUGCCGAAUUAGAUUACCUUUGGGACCAAUUUCACGGAAUCGAAGUCGACAAAACUAUUCGGGAGCUGAUGCUUUCGCUGUGGUGGAAUUUCAUCAAAUACAAAAAUCCAACACCUGGAAAUGUUACCACCCUGCAGAAUAUCAAAUGGCCUACAGUUGACGCAAACAAUAUAGAAUAUUUUGAUAUAGACGAAACAUCCAGUGUAUCUUCUAAUCCAAGAAAUUACGAAAAUGUGAAAGGAGUUCUACUGGGCCGUCUCAGAUCACCAUAUCUUGUAUUCUAAACUGUUUGACAUGCUAUUCAAAUAUUCUCUUCAAGUUCAUGAGUAACAAUGAGCUUCCGUUAUGUAAUUAUUUUCUCCCUAAUAUAUCAAAUAAUAAAGAAAACACUGAG
Molecule: messenger RNA, 1844 nt
Organism: Phaedon cochleariae (mustard beetle)
Lineage: Eukaryota; Metazoa; Arthropoda; Insecta; Coleoptera; Chrysomelidae
Source: the annotation of a GenBank genome assembly